AUGAAACCAGUUUUAAAUUGGUCGCAGUGAAAUCCUAACUGAAUACGCAGCCUAGAUUGAUUUAUUAUUAGAAAAAAUGAAGAUUCAAAUGAAUUAAUUGGCGCAAUUCAAGGACCAACUAAUACUCCAUACGAAGGAGGAAUUUUUUAUUUUUCAAUCACAAUUUUUGGUAAGUACUUUCUGCCAGAAUUUAAUUUCUAA
Molecule: messenger RNA, 201 nt
Organism: Blepharisma stoltei
Lineage: Eukaryota; Ciliophora; Heterotrichea; Heterotrichida; Blepharismidae
Source: the annotation of a GenBank genome assembly